AUGUACGGAGUGUUAGCAUUAUACCGAAGAAGGUUGCAACAACAAUUCGCUGCGGCGAGAACAGUUGAUAAUCGGGAGGAGAGAUAUGAAGAGGAUCACAGUUUUCCUAACCGCAACUGUUUUGAUGCUCCUAGUGUGCUACCGUUGGGAAUCUCCCAUCCAGCCGCAGCUUCUCGGUUUUUCCGCUAUGAAUCAAAACAUAAGAGAAGUUUGGAAGAUAUCAUGAGAGAAGCAGCGACAGAGGAGAAAACGGUUAUAAUAACUUUCUUAAUCCGGGCCUGGGCUGAGCCAAACUCCAUAUUCGACUUGUUUAUCGAAAGUUUUCACGUCGGCCAAGGGACUAAGCGGUUGCUCCGUCACCUUGUGGUGAUAUGUCUAGACGAGAAAGCCUACUCACGGUGCUUGAAAGUCUAUCCCCACCGUUGCUACUUCUUGAAGACCGCCGGAGUUGAUUUCUCCGGCCAGAAGAACUACAUGACGCAAGAUUAUCUCAAAUUGAUGUGGCGUCGUAUUGAGUUCUUGGGCUCUCUCUUGAAGCUCGGAUAUAGCUUCAUCUCCACGGACAUGGAUAUAAUGUGGCUUCGAGAUCCAUUUCCUCGUCUAUUCUCAAAAGGAGAUUUCCAAGUCUCUUGUGACAGCUACAAUGGCAACUCUAUGGACAAGAGAAACGUCGUCAACACCGGUUUCUAUUUCGUCCAAGCCAACCAACGAACUGUCAAGUUCUACAAUUACUGGUACGGUUCAAGGUCGAGAUUCGGAGGCAAGAAAGAUCAGGACGUGUUCAACAAGAUCAAACACGACCGUUAUAUCACGAAAAAACUUGGGCUUACGAUAAGGUUUCUCGAUACGGUUUACUUCCGAGGAUUCUGUCAAAUGAGUCGUGAGAUGAACAAAGUAAUCACUAUGCAUGCCAAUUGUUGUUUUGGUCUACAGAACAAGAUUUUUGAUUUGAGACAAGUGCUUGAGGAUUGGAACGCUUACAUAUCUGCGGCUGGGACAGUCGAUGGCCGGAAAAUGAGAUGGCGAUCACCGGAUCAUUGCUGGGGAAGAGUGAAAAAAACUAAGAAGACAAGGGUUUAGUGAUCGAUGCAA
Messenger RNA from Eutrema salsugineum, 1092 nucleotides. RefSeq lists its product as uncharacterized. The record is from RefSeq and is a predicted model, not a curated record. Lineage: Eukaryota; Viridiplantae; Streptophyta; Magnoliopsida; Brassicales; Brassicaceae. The transcript has 3 exons. Bases 1 to 1080 code for a protein of 359 amino acids.